Drosophila busckii is the source of this 1815-nucleotide messenger RNA. RefSeq names its product endophilin-A (gene EndoA). Gene Ontology annotation, biological process: synaptic vesicle uncoating. Lineage: Eukaryota; Metazoa; Arthropoda; Insecta; Diptera; Drosophilidae. The record is from RefSeq and is a predicted model, not a curated record. The coding region runs from base 438 to 1550 and encodes 370 amino acids. Gene Ontology annotation, molecular function: protein binding. Gene Ontology annotation, cellular component: presynapse; cytoplasm; glutamatergic synapse. The transcript has 2 exons.
CACCAAAAUUUUUGUACAUAGCUUAAUAUUGAUUUACUCAAAGAGGAAAAACGACCCCCGCGUCUAACAUAACAAGCCCGAAGCGCAGAGGGAGAUAUAGUAGUAGUAACGACAGUCCAGUCCUUUCAUUCAGCCAGUCCUUGUCGGGGCACAAAACUCAAGGUUCUUCUGCAAAACAAAUUUGUCGCUUGGGCUACAAGAACGUGUGCGUGUGUGAUUUCGAGUGAAAGUGCCAUAUAGUCUGAGCAGCAAUCAGUUUCUGUUUCUUCUUCCAGUCGCUGGCAGAGCCUCAUCAGUAGUAGCAGCAGCACCACAACCACCACUACCAUAAAAUCUAGUGUCCGCCCCCGCAAAUUGAAAAGUGCACGCCGCCAAACCCGCGUCGUUGACAUUGAACCACUGACGGUAGACAGACGAUACACAGAGAAGGCAACGCGAUGGCUUUCGCCGGACUGAAGAAGCAGAUCAACAAGGCGAAUCAAUAUGUGACCGAAAAGAUGGGCGGUGCAGAGGGCACCAAGCUGGAUUUGGAUUUUGUGGAUAUGGAGCGAAAGACGGAUGUCACCGUUGAGCUGGUGGAGGAGCUGCAGUUGAAGACGAAGGAGUUCCUGCAGCCCAAUCCCACGGCGCGCGCUAAAAUGGCAGCUGUCAAGGGCAUCUCAAAGCUGUCGGGACAGGCCAAAUCGAAUACGUAUCCACAGCCGGAGGGCCUGUUGGCUGAAUGUAUGUUGACUUAUGGUAAGAAGCUCGGCGAGGACAACAGCGUGUUUGCGCAAGCGCUCGUCGAGUUUGGCGAAGCGUUGAAACAAAUGGCCGACGUCAAGUAUUCGCUGGACGACAACAUCAAGCAGAACUUUUUGGAGCCGCUGCAUCAUAUGCAGACGAAAGACCUCAAGGAGGUCAUGCACCAUCGUAAGAAGCUGCAGGGCCGGCGUCUCGACUUUGAUUGUAAGCGUCGCCGGCAGGCCAAGGAUGAUGAAAUUCGUGGUGCUGAGGAUAAGUUUGCCGAAUCAUUGCAAUUGGCGCAGAUUAGCAUGUACAAUCUGUUGGAGAAUGACACUGAGCAUGUAUCACAGCUCGUCACCUUUGCCGAAGCACUUUACGAUUUUCACUCACAAUGCGCAGACGUGCUGCGCGGCCUGCAGGAGACACUGCAAGAGAAGCGCGCCGAGGCAGAGAGCCGGCCACGCAAUGAAUUUGUCCCCAAGACACUGCUCGAUCUGAACUUGGACGGCGGCGGUGGCGGCGGCCUCAAUGAUGACGGCACGCCGUCCCACAUAAGCUCGAGCGCCUCGCCGUUGCCCUCGCCGAUGCGCUCGCCCGCCAAGUCAAUGGCCGUUACACCAUCGCGCCAGCAACAGCCCUGCUGUCAAGCGCUCUACGACUUUGAUCCGGAGAAUCCCGGUGAAUUGGGCUUCAAAGAGAACGAUAUCAUAACGCUGCUAAAUCGCGUCGACGACAAUUGGUAUGAGGGUGCCGUCAAUGGGCGAACCGGUUACUUCCCGCAGUCGUAUGUGCAGGUCCAGGUUCCUCUGCCCAAUGGCAACUAAGUGUAAUCUAACUGUAACUGAAUGAAUGUUGGUUUCGCCGUCUCAUGUACGGCGUGCAGUUUGGCAACAGCACAUAACACAUAAAAACAAAAAAACAUAUAGUGGGCAUUAAAGAAAAAGUAGUUGGGUUAAGUUGACGACGAUUUAGAAUGGUUUAGAGUUACGGUUACGGCUUAGCUAGAGCACAGCACAUUCACGUGGCCAUAAAGCGAUUGAUAAUGCGCAAAAUUUCAAGCAGUUGCAGGCGAAAGAAACAAAAAAAAAA